CACCUUCCCACGGAGAGUGUUGCAAUCGUUGACAAAGGUUCAAUGUUUCUGUGUCAUUUCGUCGCGGUGUGAGGCGCAGCGGUACAAUAUAUAAGGCUCUCGGCGCCGCGAUAAGCACUCGUCUCCUCUGGCUGCCCAGGUGACAUGCGUGCUGUGUACGUGCUGAGCGUGGUGGCGGCGGCUGGGUGGCUGGGGCGGGCGUGGGCUGGCUUCCCCAUGGUCACGCCGACAGUCGGGGACGUGUGGCCGCGCCCGCAGACCGCCCAGUAUGAGGACACUUACAUGACCGUCACGGCAGACAACUUCGCGUUUGUGGUGGUCGGGCACAGCUGCGAUAUCGUGGAGGAAGCCGUCACGAGGUACACGGACAUCAUUUUCCAGUCCGCAGCCUCACAGAUGGACCGUCAGACCAAGAGUUACAGUUUAGGGUCCCGCGCUUACCUGGACCAGCUCAGCGUGAACCUCUCCGCGCCGUGUGAGGACUAUCCGUAUCAAGGCAUGGACGAGUCGUACGAGCUGAAGGUCGACAGCCCAGACUACCCGGGGUCGGCCACGCUGUCGUCCCAGAGCGUGUGGGGCAUCCUGAGGGGCCUGGAGACCUUCUCACAGCUGCUGCUGCCGGACGCCUCGGGCUUCAGGGCCAUCAGGGCCACGCACAUCACUGACUUUCCGAGAUUCAGUUACAGGGGCCUGAUGCUGGACACCUCGCGCCACUUCCUGCCGCCCGCCAAGAUCCACGAGACCCUCGACCUCAUGGCCAUGAACAAGUUUAAUGUCUUCCACUGGCACGUCGUGGACGACCAGAGCUUCCCCUUCGUCAGCGUGGCUUUCCCUGACAUCAGCCGCCUGGGCGCCUACACAGAGCGCCACGUGUACACGCUGGCGGACGUGGCCGGCGUGGUGGAGUACGCUCGGCUUCGGGGCAUCCGCGUCCUGCCGGAGUUCGACACGCCAGGUCACACCCGCUCCUGGGGCCCCGGCCAGCCCAGCCUCUUGACGCAGUGCUAUCAGGACUCAGUGCCCGACGGUACAUUCGGCCCCAUCGACCCGAGCAACGAGAAGAACUUCGACUUUCUGACGGAGUUCUUCGCGGAGGUGACCAGCCGCUUCCCUGACCGCUACGUCCACCUCGGCGCCGACGAGGUGGACUACGGCUGCUGGCAAUCGAAUCCUGCCGUCUCGGACUUCAUGGAUGAGCUCGGCAUCAGCGGCCAGUACGAUAUGCUGGAGGAAUACUACAUCACCAGGCUCUUUGGCAUCAUCGCCGGCCUGCCAACCACCAACUCGUACUUGGUGUGGCAGGACGUGUUCGACAAGGGCAUGAGUCUGGCGGAGGACACGGUGGUACAAGUCUGGCAGGAUGGAGACAGCCCGGCGGAUUUCAUGGACAAGGUUGACCAGGUGACGAUGCAGGGCUACUUCGCCAUCCUCUCCUCCUGCUGGUACCUCAACCUCGACACCUUCGGCUCGGACUGGUUCGACUACUACACCUGCGACCCCCAUGACUUCCCAGGCUGGGACGAUCAGAAGGCGCUGGUGCUGGGCGGCGAGGCGUGCGUGUGGACGGAGUACGAGGACCGCACCAACCUGAUCCCCCGCACAUGGCCGCGCGCCGCCCUGGUGGCCGAGAAGCUGUGGAGCAGCGUCGAGGACACCGCCAGCGUGGAGGGCGUGCCGGAGCGCCUCGACGAGCACCGCUGCAGGCUGCUGGCGCGCGGCUACGACGUGGAGCCCCUGCUGCCCUCCUACUGCACCGCCGACAUUGUAUAGCCGCGGGAGGGGGUCAGGUUUACAGGAGAUGCCAUGUACAGGCCUUCCGUCCUAUUGCAGACUCCUUAUGUUCUUAUCUAUAUGAGUUCUCAGUCCUUGGUACAACAUUGCAUCAUUUAGGAUUCUGCUGGUGAAUGUUGUUCCCUUACUCUGUUUUGCUUUACAUAAAGUAUAAA
Messenger RNA from Eriocheir sinensis (Chinese mitten crab), 1946 nucleotides. RefSeq names its product beta-hexosaminidase subunit alpha-like. Gene Ontology annotation, molecular function: beta-N-acetylhexosaminidase activity. Lineage: Eukaryota; Metazoa; Arthropoda; Malacostraca; Decapoda; Varunidae. The coding region runs from base 145 to 1770 and encodes 541 amino acids. The transcript is spliced from 13 exons. Gene Ontology annotation, cellular component: membrane. Gene Ontology annotation, biological process: carbohydrate metabolic process; glycosaminoglycan metabolic process; ganglioside catabolic process. The record is from RefSeq and is a predicted model, not a curated record.